Molecule: messenger RNA, 3297 nt
Organism: Dendroctonus ponderosae (mountain pine beetle)
Lineage: Eukaryota; Metazoa; Arthropoda; Insecta; Coleoptera; Curculionidae
Product: zinc finger-containing ubiquitin peptidase 1
Exons: 11
Coding region: 134-1975 (613 amino acids)
Source: RefSeq, a predicted model, not a curated record
AGUGAAAGCAAAAUAGGUCAGUGAAGUUGUCAAAAUGUUUGAUGAAAUGAAAUUAGAAAAAAGUAAAUAAAAUACUUUCUACAAUGUUUGGGCAGCGAUAAAUCAAGGCAACGUUUUUGUUUUGGUGUGUUCUAUGUUGAGUGGAAACAGGCUAAUCUACGGCACAAAAAUGGCUAGCAACAUUCCCGAUUUUAACUACUGCUGCGAAAUUUGCGGCCUGGAUGGUCUGAGCGAGGAUGAAUUUCGCUUGCACACUCACACCGCUCAUGUGGAGGGCUAUGGUGUGUGUCCUUUCUGUGAACUUUCCACUGUCAAUCCUGCUGAGCUCAUUAUUCAUGUAAAUCAGGCUCAUUUGGAUUUUCUGACUCCAGAAUCUGAGCAGAACAUGAGCUUUAUUGAUGAGCCCAGCCCAAGCAGCGAAUGCAAUGGCUUCAAUGGAGAAAGCAGCCUUCAUUGGAACAAUCCAGCUACGUUCUCAGGCAGGAACUUCGAUAGUGAUAAGGACAACAAAAGCAACUAUUCCAAUAUCAAUCUCAGUCCAAAAGUAAACGGUGGAGGCGAAGUUGCAUCUCAAAAUUCGAGCCACGGCCAGGGAUCGCCGUUACGAUCAAAUCUGGCUCUCAAACUUACUAGUAGAGCUGCAGCUCUGCAAUGUCCAAUGUGCAGCUAUACGAGUAACAGUCCAAAUGAGCUAGAAGAGCAUGUUAACAGGAGCCACUUUGAUUUAACCUCGCCAUCAAUUGGAACAGGCAAAACCGAAACCUACUCAUGCCCCUUGUGCGUAAAAUCGUUUAACUCAGCCCGCGACUUGGAGCUUCAUGUCAAUAUAGAGCACAAAGAUGUUCUGUCUCCCGCCAGUCCGGCUGCAUAUUCCUGUCCAGUGUGUGGGGUGUCUUUGGACAGGGACAGUGAUAGCGAGGCUGCACUGCGACAUGUAGAGUCGCAUUUCCCUGCCGGCUCGCCUCAGCCAGUGGAUAGAGCGGCCCUACGCGAGCGGGAGAAGCGGGAGUUUGAAAUGCUUCGUGCUCAAUAUGGAAUGGAUAAUCAGGGAAAUUUCCGAGAACAGUCCGUUACUAACAUGCAACGAGCAGUCUAUGCUGGGGAAAUGAGCGUGGCCGAUUAUUACGAGCGUCAGCUGGAUCUUAGAGCCGCGGAAAGCUGUGGUGUGGAUGAUGGUAACUCAGUGACGCGAAGUAUUGUUCCAAGAGUAAAGGCCAUGAGCGGUAAUGCGACCAAUGUAACACGCACGUUACUGUGUACCUGCGUGGAUCACUACGCGUCUUCAUAUGGUGAUCGGGGCUGGGGGUGCGGAUACCGAAACACUCAAAUGAUCAUAUCAAGCCUGUUAAAUCAUACGGGGUACAACGAGAGACUGUACAAACUCUGGCAAAAGGACAAACCGCCGAGAAGCUCAGUGCCGAGCAUAUCACGCAUACAGGGACUUAUUGAGCAAGCCUGGUCUCAAGGAUUUGAUAUUCAAGGAUCUGAACAGCUCGGUUGUAGACUGGUCAAUACAAGGAAAUGGAUUGGCGCUACUGAAGUGGUGACUUUACUGUCCUUUCUGCGAAUUCGGUGCCAGUUAGUGGACUUUCACAGAUCUACAGGUCCGGGCGGAUCGCAUCCGGAGCUCUUCAAAUGGGUCUUGAACUAUUUCGAGAGUUGCGUUGGAGGAGAAUUCACGCCGCCUUUAUAUUUACAACAUCAAGGACACAGCCGGACAAUCAUAGGCAUUGAAGUGCACAGGGAUGGCAAUUCAGUCCUUUUAGUUCUCGAUCCGAGCCACUCACCGCAACAGAUGGCACAACUGGGCGAUACCAGUAGUGCAUCUGGAGCCCUUCGCUUGUUACGAAAAAGUGAGGCCGCCAUGAAGGCGAAACAAUAUCAAAUAGUUGCUGUGGUUGGAACGCUUGAUAAUGAUCAGCAAUAUCAGAAUAGUAAAGUGCUGAGAGGCACUAGAAUUCCCCAAGAAAGAUGAGGCUAAUGGCAACGCUCUUAGAUUAUAAUUCCGUUUCCGCUUGAAUAAAAUCUUUAUCAUUGUUCUACCACCUUUGCUGUUCAAGUAAGGUUUACAAACCACCAUGGAGCUCGAAUUUGCCCAUUUAAUGGAAUGUGCGUUGAAUCUGCUUUGCAUAGAUUUGCUUAAAGAUAGUACCUGCUGCUAUAUAAAAUUCAAUGAUUUCAAAACAUUAACUUCGAAUAGGAAUUGUGAUUUAGUCUAGGUUUACUUUUACGAACUUGCAGAUCAUGUGAUUUAUUGAUAGCUUUUUAUUUAUUCCAUCAAAGAUGUAUAUAUGUAAUAUAGUGUGUAUGUUAUCAGGGGUGUGGCUUAAUUGAAGGGUUAAACUAAACCACACCCCUGAUUAUAUACACACUAUAUUACAAUACGUAUUUGAUUGGAUUUUCUUCAGUGGGUACAAUCCCGGUUCCUUUAUUUUUAAUUUAUUAUAUGAUGAGCAUGUAGUCAGUUCAAACAACAUAGAAGGAAUUGAUGGAAUCGAUCGUUGUUUAAUUAAGCGAUUAGUAGAUGCUUCAUAGUCAAGUUGAAAUGAAUUAUGAUUUAGAGUAAUCAGGGUGAAAAUGUUGUAGGCCUUAAUAGAUUAUAUAUUUGUUAGUAUGUACAUUUUAACAUGUUUCGAAGCCACUAGGUAAAGUCAAAUAGCUCAUAACUACAGCUACAUGGGUAGUUUAAUGGAUAUUUUAGUUCCUAUUUAAUAACGUCCUUUAGGAGACAAAACUAUUAGGGAUGUACGAAUGUCUUCAUUUAAAAACUGUAAUCAAAUAUUAAAAUAGCGCGAACAUUUCAGAAAAAUACUCCAAAACAGACGAAAGCUGAAUUGUAUUUUUACCACAUACUUUAUGAAUUCUCACUAUUCACCUGUUUCCCACAUGAACUCUAUUGGAUUUAACUGACUCAAUAAACCAAAGAAACCAUUUGUGAUGAUGUUGUUGAAUGUACUGGGCGUCCAGUCUCAAAAACUUCUCAUCUUAGUACAAAUUACUAGUGUUUUUAAUUAUUCUUGCUUUAUAAAAGUAUGUCAUUGACCAUUUCCAAAUUGAGACUUUAGGAAUUCUCCUGCUUAAAAAAUUUCGAGCAGUUACUGUUCCAGUAUGAUUUUCCAAAGCAAAUUGUGUAUGUGGAUGUUGAGGCUUUGCGUUGAUUUGAAUUUAUUAGUUCAUACAUGAGAGUCAAAUGACGUUGUUGAGGGCCCUUUGAUUCCCAUGUGAUGUAAUAUGAAACAGUACCGUAUAUUUGAUUCAUUAUUGAUCAUUUGUUUUAAAAAAUCACGUGACAAUGAA